UGAGCGAGGAAGCACAGCACAGGUUCACACUGAAACAAAGACUCAAACGGAAAAGAAAAAAAACUAGCCCAUAAUCAUGGUGUCCUAUGUGAAGAGUUUCUGGAGUAUUCAAAGCUUAACCUGAAGAACUAGGGGACAGGAUUAGGAGUUGGUGAACUGAGAAGACAUGGUAUUAAUAUAAUAAUAAUUCCAGGAGUUAGGUGUACUUGAGGAACACCACAGAUUACAAAUUAUUUGCACAUGUCCACAUACUCCAUAACGUUGCUAUUUAAAGGAAGUAUUUCUAGACUUUUUCUCUUUUUCUCCACUAUCAUUUUUCCUAAAUUCCUAUACAGAAGAACCCUAGAAAAUCAAGAUGGGAGACGCAGUGAGGAUUUUAUUCAGAAUGACAGUUUGGCCAAAUGAUUUCGAGGUUUGGACACGUUUAUCUGUAUGCAUUAUUUCAGAUUAUUAGGUGAGUAGAACUUCAGUUCUAUUUCUACUUAUGUCAUAAUGUACCAGUAUAACCUGGAACAUUAGUUUUGCAGCAGUUUCUUUACUUCCACAUCUCCCCUCCCCUAAAUGUACAAGGUUUGUUAGAAGUUUUAAACACUUUCUAAGUUUCUCUAGAAUUAAAGCGCUAAGCACAACGCCUUAUAGAGAAAGCAGCUAAUAAACAUUUGCUAAACGUUUGAAUGAAUGAAAGCGUACAUAGCAUCGCUGUGCGUCUUCCCAUACUAACAAGUUUCCUCACUUCCCCCCACGCCCCCGCCGAGUUUGCCACGACAAAUUUCCAACCACAGAACAUUUUAUUUAACUCUUUAUUUUAACACGGCGGUCAAUCACUGGGAAAAGAAGAUAAGACCAUGUAAAGUUUAUUUUUAUUAUUAAGCAACGAUGACAUGACAUGUGUGUCCAGCAUGCCCUAUUUUAAGAUUGAAAAAUAAAUUGUUUACACUAAUAGCAGGCUCCGGAAGGAGAAAGGAACCGCACCCCCCCCCCCCCAACCCCUGCAUAUUCCAGCCGGUCUUUUGAGAUGCCACACCCAAAGCGCCUGAACUCAAAGUAUCUCUCCUCGCGGCAAGGCAGAGGCAGCGCAGAGCGAAGCAGGUCGCAGUCUCCCAGGCGCACCUGGACGGCGUGGGCGACCGCACUUCCACGGCCAGCUGGGGAGUAUCCUCCACCAGGAACACCUGCUCAGAGGCGACUCGGGUGGUCACCCCGGGCCCGCGCAGGCCGGGGAGCGUGCGGCCGACACUUACCCGGAUACAAUUCUUCACCAGGACGAGAGAUGUGGAGCUGUCACGAUCCAGGCCAGCCCGCUUUCAGAUCUCUUCCAGAACAGCCACCAGGGCAACUGCGGCUACUGAGGCACAAGCUCAGCGGCGGGUGAUCAAAAGCCGCGGCUCCCACCAGGCACGCUAAGGCGGAGAGGAGGGUGAGCCCAAGCCCUGACAGCCAGGUGAGCAGAAGUAGCGCAACGAAGAUUCCGGAAGGCACGGGCUCGGCGCGCGCUCCCGCCAGGCUGGCUGAGCGGCCACAUCGCGCAUGCUCCUGGACCGCCUAGACGUCCAGCCCUGAGGAGGAAGAGCUCCGCAGGCUUGGGGUGCGUGGGAUGCAGACGUCGCGAGCGCUGCGGGGCGGUUGGUGACAGCUCAGAGUCCGUGGUGAACUGCGCGUCCUGACUUCGCCGCCCAGGCGUAGCAGAAGUGCACCGACCAUCCAGCCCUACUCUGUGGAAAGAGCCGGCGGAGUCCCCAGACUACCAGGGCCAGACCCGCAUGGGCCACUGAGACUUGGAGUCCCUAAGAGCUGGCCCAUCCAUUAGUCAUCACCUUUGGGAAUUGAUCAGGCUGAGAACCAUUCCAUCAUACAGCAUUAGAGAGCAGUGCUUGAUUUGUUUCAAAUCCAGAAAGUGGAAAUGAGAGAACCAUCAUGAAAAAGAUUUCAAAGAGAAAAGAAGACAUUUUUAGAAAAAUGUCAGAAGACACAGAUAACACUGCAGUAGAAGAAAAUGUAGAGAAGCAUCUCCAAAAAGAUUUGAAUGUAGAAGAAAAUCGAAGCAUUAUAAAAACUCUGAGAGGCAAAGUAAGAGAAAAGCUAAAAAAUGCCAAGAUUAAUCAAGGUGAAAAAUCAUCAACUCAACUGCUCAUUGAUAAUAAGAUAUAUCAGUGGUCUAAGGCUGAAGUUCCACUGGAUGAAGGUCUUUCAUUUUUCGUUCUGAGUGGUGAAGAAGACUCAGCUAUAGGCCAAUCUGCAGAGCAGAACUUUUCUGAGGGCCAAGAUGAAGAUUUUGUGGAAGAAGUCAUUUUCCCAGAUUUACUUGAAGUGAAGGCUGCUGAUUAUGAAGAUGACCAAGAACAAAUAAAAAAACAACAGGCAAACAUUUUUAUUCCAAGUAGUUCUCCAGUGAUCAACCAGCUUAAACUGCCAGAAGAUAUGAUGCCACGCAUUUUAGAAGAAGAAGGAUUGUAUAUUCAGAAAAAGCCAGAAAUAUAUAAAAAGACCUGCAACAAAAUGGAAAAUCGCCUGCUUAAACUAGAAGAGGGAAAGUGUUGGUUUGAAGAAAGUGGAGAAAUAAUGUCAUUACCUUCACCUAUUAGGCGGUCAUGGAAUUUCAGACUAAACGUAAGCAAGGAACCUUUAAAUCCAGCCCUGAAGACCAUGUAUAGAAAGGCAGUGAAAUCUGAUCUAGAAAGCUCUGUUAGGAACAAAAUGGAAGGUCAAAGGGAAAUGUACCAAUUAGAUCUCAAUAUAGUGGGUUUGCAAUUCAGUCAUCAUCCUCUCUUCAAUCAAGAACAAGUAUUAUGUGCUAGGCUGCUCCAACUUUAUGAGUGUUUUCAGGACAGGCAGCAACAGAAUUUACCACAGCUGCUUUAUGAGAAGCUUAAAGCACUGACGGAUGCUACCAAAUUAGCAAAUGAAAAUUCGGAAUUAAGCCAGCUGACCAGAAAAUCUUUGCAGGAUUAUUAUUGGCAGAUAAGUAAUACAAAACAACUCUAUGAAUUAGAAAAGGAAAAGGACUUUUCCCUACUACACAGUAUAUUACAGACUUGGAAACAGAUAAAAUCCCUUCGACAACGACAAGGGUUUACAAGCACUUCAGUAAAGUUACAGUUUCAGAGGUUGAAAAUGAAUAAAUGUGAUGAACAAAAACAAGAAUUGUCAAAAAUGUGGGGGACUGAGAAGAAAACUGAAGGAAGAGCAUUUAAGAACAGGAAGAAACAGGAGAGCUUCUCAUAUUUAGCUUCAGAAUUUGAAGGAACAGAUAUUGAAAUAGUAAAUCCAAUUACCAUGAUACCACAACUUUCUUUCACAGCAGAAUUAACAAACUUAUCUAGAUGUUCACUGUAUGAACAAAAGAGGAGAGCCAAAAUUCAAAAGCUUAAAUAUUUUAUUAAAAUCUUAUACAACGAUAAACAGGUUUCUUGCACUUCAGUUUCUCCUCUACAGUUUGAUUUUAAAGUCAUGUUUCAGCAAAUUUUCAAUAUUCAGUUAAUAUAUUGGCCUGAAACAAUUUGCUUGGAGGUUUAUGAAAUAAGUAAAAGGACAUGCUUAUUGGCAAAACUAUAUUUACCAUUACCUAACAGCACAGAAUUGAAAAGUAAAACUAUUUUGGAAUAUCUAGAAUUUAGCUCUGAUAAACUGGUCAUACCUGCAUAUGGAGAAGUAGGAAGCAAUGUGCCCUUUCUUCUUGAGGAAAGUGGAACUGAAGAACUUUGUCUUUUGACGUCAGGAAAACUAAGCUAUUCUUUAUCAUGGGCCUUAGAUGAAAAUGGUGUUCCUCUGACACCUGUGUCACAGUCAUUACAAUCUGCUUUCUGCAGUGUGUUAAGGAAUGUAGAUGCAAGAGGUGUUCCUGAAAUUCCAUGGCUUAUUAAUGCACAGAAGCUUUUUGAAUGGGCCAAUGAGGUCAGAAUUGACCCAAAUAACCCAGAAUGUUCUGACUUAAUGGAAUUUAUUAUGUACAUAAAACAUAAAGGACAGGAUAUUCCAAAGUAUUUUCGUCUUGAACAGUUGCAAGAUGAAUUUAACUUUGUUUCUGAAGAGGAAAUGAAAAAGAGUAAACGUUUCCAGCUAUUGCAACUUAGAAAUGCUGGUCAAUUAGAUGUUUUCCUUCUGCAGCAAAUGCCCCUUUAUGACAGAGAGAUUCCAGAUUUAGUCUUCCAGGAAUAUGAAAGUCAGAUAGGAAAGGAUAUGUCCAUUUCAGAUGUGAAUUCUAUUACUGCACAAAGGAUUAAUUCUGCCAAUUUUCUGCAAAAGAUGAGAAGGUUGGUAAUGAGAAGAAUUGUCAAAGUUAGCAAAUUUAACUUAUCAGAUAUUGUGGCUGAUUAUGAAGAAAUUGUAUCUGCAAGCCAGUUGACAUAUGCAGUUUGUAAGCUUCUUGAACAACGAAGAAAGUUAAAGCCUCAGAGGAAAGAAAGGAAAAAAGUGGCAGCACAGACUGUCUGUGAUAGAGAUAUUAAGAUUCUUAUCAGAAUACUGAGAGCUUAUAAUAUUCCUUCAAGGAAAACAACAGUUAAUAGGUCCUUGGGUAUGCCUACUUAUUUAAUAUCAUCCAUGUCUCACCUCAGACAUAAAGAAACAAUCAAAUCAUUAGCCUCAGAUGAAAUCUUAAAUAAGGAUACUGUACACCCCUUUGUGGAAGUUUCCUUUCAGCACACUGUAUACCAAACCAGCAUUGCCAGUGGAUCUCAUCCAUGCUGGAAUGAAGAAAUUAAAGUAGAUUUUAUCUUACCAGGACAUGAUUGUAACUUCUCAAGUUUAUCUAAAAUAAAAGAUAAUAUAUAUAUCAACAUUUUUGAUGAAAUGAUUAUUGAAAAGCAUGAGGAUCACUCUUUCAGGAGCUGCAGUGGUCAUUCAUAUGUAAGAAAGAAUUGGCUUGGAUCCAUUGUCUUCCCUUUCUCUGCUCUCCUACAACAAUCUGAGAUUAGUGGGACAUUUCAAGUAAAUAUUCCACCUGUUUUGCUUGGGUAUACUUGGAGUAAGACUUAUGUGUCUCCUAAAGAAGAUUAUAAUGGACAGAAUUUAAAAGAAUGUACCUUCUUAAAUAUUUUUGCUACUAUUGAACCUCAAAUAUCAUAUGCCACCUGUAGUCCAGAACUAGACAAGUUUUCAGAUCAAAUAGAUGUUUUGGAGAGAGCAUGGAUUUUUACAAAGAAUUGUAAGGCAUUAUUUCCUAAACGAAGAAUCAUCACUACUGUUUUUAAUGAUGAAGGGAUACAGAUCUUAGUAAUAAGAUACAUCAAGGCAUUGAAUCCACCUCAACAACUCCUGGAUAUGUUUCUUCAUUAUUCUAAUGCGACACUUGACCUUGUUGCUCACUUUGUAUCUUUGAUUCCUGUUAUGCCUGAUGCACUGGAUGAAAAUGAUGGUUUUAAUAUAUGGAUGACAUCAGAGCGCUGCAUCAGUUUGGCUAUUGGAAAUAAGGAGGAGCAUGCCAUACUUCUCUGUAAUUUCUUCCUGUAUUUUGGAAAGAAAGCUUUGGUCCUUCUAGGAACCUCAGUGUUGGAAGGGCACGUGGCGUAUGUAUUAACUCAGGAAACUGAUGAAUAUUUGCUUUGGAAUCCAUUAACUGGACAGUGUCAUAAGCAGUUUGACCCAUUUUGUCCAUUACAAGGUGUAGAUUGUUUGUUUGAUGGUGAAAACGUUUGGUUUAAUCUGCAGCAGAAUAAUUCACCAAUGGCUGUGUAUUUUGACUGUUCAAAGGAAAGUUUCUGGAAACAGUUGCUUCCAAAAAAUUAUCAAGGAACAAACACACGAAGCAUUCAGCCUGAAGAAAUAAUUUAUUCUGAUACUAAUAAGAGCAUGGUAGAAGAUCUAAAGAACAGGAUUGAAAGAACUCUGAAGUGUAAAAUAAUGGAAUGGCGGCCUAAACAGCCAACACGUUGGAAUAGACAGUGUACUUUCAUUUUACGACAGAUUCUUCCUAAGUUAGAACUUGGUACUGCAAGCUUUGUUUCGUCUGAAGAAGAGAGUGAAUUUGAAAGACUACUACAAUUUUAUUGGGUCACAGGAUUUCCUAUCCAGAUGCCAUACACUGAUGUCCAGUCAGUUAUUGAUGCUGUGUAUCAAACUGGAAUUCAUUGUUCUGAAUUUCCACAGACAGAAUUUGCUCUAGCUGUGUACAUUCACCCCUACCCAAACAACAUAUUAUCUGUGUGGGUCUAUUUGGCUUCAUUAGCUCGACAUCAGUGAAAAGGAAAAAGAUAGAAGGAGAAGAUGGUACAUGGGCCCCCAACCAAAAGACAGACUUUUCUGGUACUUGGGAUUUUUCUGUUUAUCCUCAAGUCCAGACAAGCGUGAGCCCAAUUUUUGGCUCACUUAUAGAGUAAGGCACAAGACUCACUGCCUGAGUUUCUGGGGACAAGUAUAAAUGACCUCCUCAUCAGAGGCCUCAUCAAGGAGGACCCUUCGGAAAGUCUGGCGCCUGGGAUCACUGUCUACAGUAGGUUUUAUUCUAGGAAAGAAGCAAUUCUGGCCUCUCUCCACAGCCAGUGUUGCUCUAAUUGGGGGCCCCCAUCACCUCCAUCAAAAUCACUUGGAAAGCCCUAUUGAAAAUACAGGUUCCCACAUCCCAUCCAGGACCUACUGAAUCAGGAUCUCUGAGAGUACAGCUCCAGAACCUACAUUAUUUAAAAAAAGCUUCCCAGGCAAUUCUCUUAACCAGUUAAGAAUGAGAACCCUGCCUUACAGAAUGCUGUCAUUACUAAAAUGAGGCUGAUAACUUUGAUGAUGGUUCUGAUGGAAUUCCAGGCAGGAGUUAUUCAAAUAGAAACCCAUGAGAUAAAAGAUUAUUUCGCUGAAGAAUAAGAAGGAAAUAUGCCAUUUUGGGUUAAGGACAGCUUCUGUGGGCUUCUUAAAAGUUUUCUCUUUAGAUACUACUGACCUAAAGUCAUUUCACCUCCAAGUAUUUAGAAGGGACUCUCAGGAAACACUACUUAAAUUUUUUCCUAAUUCUGUGAGAAAGGGAGAUAAACGUCUUGCCUGAAUCUCAGAGGCCUCUUUAUCUAAAUGAGCAGCUCCCCAUUCUGCCUCUGGCACUUUCUGCUGCUUUUCUUUCACAGUGGUGCCCCAAGGAGACCCAUCCAGGGCCUCAAGAAAGAGUGGGUAGGGAUCUAAGUAGAAAAUACUGUACUUUAUUAUAUUUGAUUGUUCUGUACUUCAUUGAGCAAAGUGUUCAAAUAGUUUAUUUAAAUGUUACGUAACAACUUAUUUUUUAAUCAAAGGAUAGAUUUCCAAAGGUUUAUGAGAGCAAUUUUAUAUGAGGUUAAAGUAAGAAAAAGAAGAUUCACUUCUCCCACUGUAGUAGCACUGGGGUUCCUUGAAUCACUCCCAGAGAAGCAGAGAGCAAAAACCCCAAAAUCAUCCUCAGGGAACCCUCAGCCUAAAUCCCCUCUCCCAAUAUACCUGCAGAGGCCAGAGAAGACCUCAUUUAUUUGCAGGAUGUUAGUCUCAGACGAAACUCAAGAUUACUAGAAAGAAAGGGUAUGUAAAGAGAAUGUUUUUUAUGCAAGGUUAAAACUUUGUUAUAUAUGUCUUCUGGCAUGCAUCAGAAAAAUGAUCAGAAUUGUUUUUAUUUGAAUGUUUUUGUUUAAACAUUCAUUAUUAACAUUCAUUAAACAUAUAAACAUUCAUUAUUUGAAUGUUGUGUUUAAAUGCUGUAGGAGGCUUUGUUAUUAACAAGUUUCCCACAUCAAUUGGGGUAGCACAAAAUGAUAUCUGUGGAAAGACAAGUUUGCCAAAUAAAGGCUGAACUCAUACAGUUCAUUUCUGUGCCAUACUGAAUGUUUACCUAGCUAUUUUGUUCAUUUUGUUUGUAGCUUUAGAAUUGAUAGACCACUUAAGAGUAAGGUGGAAAAUGUUCAUAGGCAAGUGUGCAUUAUAUUCUGUAUCAUAUUCAUUUUUAAAUAUGUGUAUUUCUCAUCUAAAAAUUUUUCCUAAAAAUUGUGUGAUUGUAAUGAACCAUGUUUUUUCAUUUGACUGUUUUAAAAGUACAUGAUAUUAGAUGUAGUGUAUAAUUUUAAAAUUUUUUGUUGUUCAGUCACUGUUGUGUCUGACUCUUUGCAACAUCAUCCACAAAUAAUUACAAAGCAUCCAGUAUGUACCAGACACUUCAGUAUGUGCUAGAGGACAGUGUGAAGACAUUCUUACAAGGAAAACAGAUCAUAAGCAAAUAAACAGUAAGUAGGUGAAAUAAUUCCAGGGUAU
This is a messenger RNA of Cervus elaphus (red deer), 8190 nucleotides long. RefSeq names its product coiled-coil and C2 domain containing 2B (gene CC2D2B). The record is from RefSeq and is a predicted model, not a curated record. Lineage: Eukaryota; Metazoa; Chordata; Mammalia; Artiodactyla; Cervidae. The transcript is spliced from 36 exons. Gene Ontology annotation, cellular component: ciliary transition zone. Bases 1915 to 6177 code for a protein of 1420 amino acids. Gene Ontology annotation, biological process: protein localization to ciliary transition zone; non-motile cilium assembly.